AAAAGUUUGGACUUGGUGGAAACUGCGUUGGCUGGGUGUCCAGAAAUGUACUGGAAGCUCUACCACUACCUACCUGCGAGGCCUUGGCUGAGUCACCUGACCCACACAAGCACCAGACUUCUUCCUAGAACCUAAAGGGUUUGGACUAGGUGAACGCCGUGAUCCCUUCUAUUCUAAGAACCAGAGUAUUAUGAAGCUGACCUCCCCCUUGAUUUUCUGGAUUGUGACAGCAUCAUCUGUCUGAAGAAAACCAACCAGGACGAAAUGAGAGAAUACUGACUAGUCACUUUCCUAGACUCAGCUUUUCUCGGGAUAGCACAUAACAAAAUGCUAGGAUGAAACAAAUUACAUAAAACUCACAUAAAAAUGGCCAUGUAUACCACUUUUGUGGGGAAAUUACAGGGAGAAUGUGAACCUAAUAUCUACUGAUGAAUUAUUCAACUCUGUUUCAGUCACCCUCGCUGACCGGGUGACAGAGGAGGGGUGUUUUUCAAGUAUUCCCAGAAGGCUCUUGAACUCUCUUGAAUGUUGGCCUGAAGGGUGUUUCUGGUGAAGAAUGGGCACCAGAAUGUGUAAGAAGGGAGACAGGCACUUCCUCUAGGAAUGGGAAAAGACACCAUUAUGGGAUGCCCCAGGGGAUCAUUUGAAACCCUUUAAAUCCAUGUCUGGGGAAAUGAGGAAUUCGUCCUGACUGGAUUUCUGACCUGGAAAGAACCUUCCAAGACAAAGAACAGUGAGGUCAUACCCAGAAAGCAUAAAGGGCUUAGGAAGAAGAGUGAAGGACAUCCCAACACACUGAAACUAUUGAGUCCAGAAGAGUUUGAAAAGCCACGUGAUAUUUAAACAGAGCUUUAUUUAUACACAUGUAUGAUUUGGGGGAAGUCAGAGAGAAUGAUGGCUAAUUUCUCAGCAAACACAUUGUUUAAAAUGCACAUCAUGUUCUAAACCUAAAGCGCUAUCUAUGAAUGCCGGCUAUAAUAGCCAUGAUUAACUGGCAUAGAUCCAGAGGGCAGGAGGCAUUUGGGUUCUUCCCAAUCCGGCAAUCGGAGGUUUUCAGUCACCCCAAAGUCCCCAUCGUCUAAACAGCUACAAGUUUAUAGCAGCAAAUACACACAAUAUUACCAAACAUAACAGCUUUGGAAAACAUCCAUUUGGCCCAUCCAUGCUGGAGAGAAUUAUGCUUUCGUGGGUUUCUCUUUUUCGAAGUGAUCAAAAUGUUGCCCUUCACAAUCCUUUGACUCAUCAAGGAGAAAUCAGAGGAAACAAGGAUGGUCCAUAGCAAGUUAGCAUUUCCCACUGAAAUAAACAAAUUCCUUUGACUCCCCUCCAGCCAUGGAGCCCUUGCCAACAUCUCACAGUACAAAAGAGAGACUGGCUUCCAGCAGGAAUGGAGCAACUGCUAAUUCCCAUUAUGAGACCUGAUAUUGUCCACCACAUCCCCCACAAAAAAAAAAAAAUUGUCUUCUAGAAACUAAUAAAAAUUGGUCCUUAAAACAAUAGCCUCGUGCUAAUGUAAAUACCCACUGGGAUAUUACAAAUUAACACACUCCAAAGCAACCCAAUUAAAAAUUAUGCCUAUGCACACAGUCUCACCCACCAAAAGAUACAUCUGCUACUCCAAAUAUCAUGCAACACUGGAUUCUAAAUUGGUCUUAAUUUAUAAAAAGCCGACAGGCAUGGGUAUAAAUUCUCAGUCCUUGUGGCCGUGACCGCCCUAUGCUAUCUUCCUCCCAGUGAUGGACACAAGCGUUGAUGUAGUUGCUAUUAUUUAAGGACACAAGAACAUUGAAAGUGGCAUUUUUCCGCUUUCACCAUCUACGACUCUGCCCAGAACUGCCAGAUGAACGCCCACGCCACCUUCUCCCACCAAAGGUGGAUCCGGCUAACAGGAGGCUCUGGGUGGUGACCACAGCGCCCGCGUGCCCAGCUCUGGGGAGAGCCUCCCCGUAGCGAGCGGCCCCCCGCGCACCCGACAGACCCGCCAACUGCGCGGAGGCCGCGCGGCUUCGUCGUUCAUGCUCCUGAAGGACAAUAGCUCAUCAAGCCCCACCGAAAGCCCCGGACCCGUCGCGGAGCCUGGGCUGGCGGGGGAUGAGGCUGAGCGACUCCUCCUAGAGGUGGUUAUGUGGAGAAGGAGCAAUCCCUUCUCCCUCCUCCUCCUCCCCCCGCUACUAUCCGCGGCCCAGGGAACUGCCGCUUGCCGCCAUUGACACGCACAGAUAGAACCCAAAGAAAGGCAAAGAGUCCUGCCCGGCACCGGCGCCGCGCGGGCCGAACCUGCGCCGAGGAGGGGCGCGCGGAGGGCACCGGGCGCCCGGAGCAGGCGGCGCAGCACCAGCAUUGUGUUAGUGCCGGGAGGCCACCGUGUCAGCAAGCUGAAAGGGAAACUGAGGCAAGAUGUCGGGCCGGAGCGGGAAGAAGAAAAUGUCCAAGCUGUCCCGUUCAGCCAGGGCCGGUGUCAUCUUCCCGGUGGGGAGACUGAUGCGUUACCUGAAGAAAGGGACAUUCAAGUACCGGAUCAGCGUGGGCGCCCCCGUCUACAUGGCGGCAGUCAUCGAGUAUCUGGCAGCGGAAAUCCUAGAAUUGGCUGGGAAUGCCGCGAGGGACAACAAGAAGGCCCGGAUAGCCCCGAGACACAUCCUGCUGGCAGUAGCCAAUGACGAGGAGCUCAACCAGCUGCUAAAAGGAGUGACCAUUGCCAGUGGAGGCGUCCUGCCCAGAAUUCACCCCGAACUGCUGGCCAAAAAGCGAGGGACCAAAGGCAAGUCGGAAACUAUCCUCUCCCCGCCCCCAGAGAAGAGAGGAAGGAAGGCCGCGUCAGGCAAGAAGGGAGGCAAGAAAUCCAAGGCCGCCAAGCCAAGGACGUCCAAAAAGUCCAAACCAAAGGACAGCGAUAAAGAAGGAACUUCAAAUUCCACCUCCGAAGAUGGGCCAGGGGAUGGAUUCACCAUCCUGUCUUCUAAGAGCCUUGUUCUGGGGCAGAAGCUGUCCUUGACCCAGAGUGACAUCAGCCAUAUUGGCUCCAUGAGAGUGGAGGGCAUUGUUCACCCAACCACAGCCGAAAUUGACCUCAAGGAAGACAUAGGUAAAGCCUUGGAAAAGGCUGGGGGGAAAGAGUUCUUGGAAACAGUAAAGGAGCUUCGCAAAUCCCAAGGCCCCUUGGAAGUUGCUGAAGCCGCCGUCAGCCAAUCCAGUGGACUUGCAGCCAAAUUUGUCAUCCACUGUCACAUCCCUCAGUGGGGCUCUGACAAAUGUGAAGAACAGCUUGAAGAGACCAUCAAAAACUGCCUGUCGGCCGCAGAGGACAAGAAGCUAAAGUCUGUCGCGUUCCCUCCUUUCCCCAGCGGCAGAAACUGCUUUCCCAAACAGACCGCAGCCCAGGUGACCCUCAAAGCGAUCUCGGCCCACUUCGACGACUCGAGCGCGUCCUCGCUGAAGAACGUGUACUUCCUGCUCUUCGACAGCGAGAGCAUCGGCAUCUACGUGCAGGAGAUGGCCAAGCUGGACGCCAAGUAGCCGCUGCACUUCCCAGCAGGGAUCGCAGGAGGAUCGGAGUCACGAGAGGGGGGUUUUAUUUUUUAAAAGGAGAGAAGAAGGGUGACGGCAGGGCAGGGCAGGGGAGUGGAGGGCGACAGAGAGGGCAGGUCCUGCCCCCGGGAGGAGCCCUCUGCAUUUCAUAUUCUCCUUCAAGAGCCUCAGUCCAUGAUCAAGCAGGUCUCCACGAGCGGUUUCUUUCCAUGGGUUUUCUUCCCGUUGUUUUAGGAGAAAAAAAAAAAAAAAAAAAAGACCUCGUUUUAGAUUUAUAGCAUUGACUUUUACACACACUCACAAAAAAAAAAAAAUCCUUUCGAAAUUCUUAAGAUCUUCUGUUCCUCCUUUUUACAAGGGAAGAUGGCAUAAGAGCGACUCGGGCUUCGCUGGUUUGUCUGUAUCCCGUGACGGAGGGAAAACUGGGGGGGACACCUCACUGGUGCUUUUCUCGUUCGUUUUGUGCCCCCACCCCCAGCCCUGUAAAAUCUGUAACUACUCCUAAAAAGUUUUUGCUUCGGGCAUUUUUUUAUUUUGUUUUGUUUUUUAAAGAAAAAGAAAAGGAAAAGAAAAAAUAAAAGAUCCAGCAUCUUUCUUA
Molecule: messenger RNA, 4126 nt
Organism: Microcebus murinus (gray mouse lemur)
Lineage: Eukaryota; Metazoa; Chordata; Mammalia; Primates; Cheirogaleidae
Gene: MACROH2A2
Product: macroH2A.2 histone
Biological process (GO): nucleosome assembly
Cellular component (GO): nucleosome
Molecular function (GO): DNA binding; structural constituent of chromatin; protein heterodimerization activity
Source: RefSeq, a predicted model, not a curated record